GAGCACAGCUACACCGGAAGCCAUUAGCAGAGAGCUUGCGUAGGGCUGCCGCACAACACUGUUCUCCAGAGUCCGGCUGGAGCAGCUGAAGGGUCUGUAGUUGUUUAACAGCCAUGGCGCUAAACAGGAACCAUUCGGAGGGAGGCGGUGUCAUCGUCAAUAACAGUGAAAGCAUCCUGAUGACUUAUGAUCACAUUGAAAUGACAUUUCAUGAUAUGGAGCACAUGCCAGAUGCAUUCAAAGGGAUCAAGAAAGGCAGCGUCUUCAUGACCCCAUAUCGAGUUAUCUUUGUGUCUAAAGGAAAAGAUGCAAUGCAGUCUUUCAUGAUGCCCUUUUAUUUGAUGAAAGAAUGUGAGAUUAAGCAGCCAGUUUUUGGAGCAAAUUAUAUCAAGGGUGCAGUGAAAGCAGAGGCAGGAGGUGGUUGGGAAGGAUCUGCAACUUUCAAAAUGACAUUCUCAGCAGGAGGUGCCAUUGAAUUUGGACAGCGUAUGCUGCAAGCAGCAUCUCAAGCCUCAAGAGGUGAAGUCCCCAAUGGAGCCUAUGGUUACUCCUACAUGCCGAAUGGGGGCUAUGCCUUUCCACCACUUGCUGCCAAUGGAAUGUACCCUUCGCCUCCUGUGGGGUAUCCUUACCCACCACCACCUCCUGCAGAAAUGUAUCCUGGACCCCCGACGGAUGAAGCCAUGGGAUACAUGCAGCUUCCUCCACCUCCUUAUCCUGGGCCCAUGGAACCACCUGCCAGUGGCCCACAUCUUCCCUCCACUCCAGCAGCUGAAACCAAGGCUGCAGAAGCUGCUGCGAGUGCUUAUUACAACCCAGACAACCCCCAUAAUGUCUACAUGCCAAUGGACCAGCCUCCUCCUCCUCCUUACUUUCCUCCAGAGGACAAGAAAACCCAAUAAACAACUAUAACACACUGCUUACUUUUUGCCAUUUGACUAAAUGUUGAUUAGGGAUAUGACAAUGGUAAGGACCGUCUAGACUCCCUCCAGCACACGUAACUCCCACAAACAGCAGUGGUAGAUACGUGUGCCAUUACGAAAGAGAUGCUAACAUUUUCCUGAAUUGUCACAUGUAGACCUAAAAAUAAAUUGUUCUCUUCUGUAUGAUUCUUCAUAUCGAUGAUAUAAUGAAGGCAAGGUUUUGUUCUUCCUCUCACAUCCCAUCUGUCAACUGUUCUGGACAACAGUCCUUCCUGAACAAAGACUACUUAAAUGGAAACCUACCAACAGCUAUUGAAUUUGGUAUGUGUUGACACCUUGAUGGUGUUGACCAGUUCUCAUGUGGUGACGCUUCAGAAGAAAAUCAACUUUGUGAUCUUCAGUCAGUUCUUCGUUGCAUUACCCCUGGCAUGUUGCAACCAUGGAAGGGCUCUGAUCUCCUGACAAGAUAAUCUAAUGGCACAUACUUAGACAUUUGGUUCCAUUUGGACACUGGAAUUUUCUGCCAUUUCUUCCACAAGAUGCAUGUCUGGUAGAAUGUAUGCAUUAUUUAUUAAUUUUGAAGAUUCCUGUUGAAUCACAUAUGCAUCUUGGUUAUUUUCUUCCAGCAACAAAAAAUAUGGCUGCACGGUACUGGCAGUAAAGCAUCAUAUUUCUGUGGCAACUUGGAAACUUAUUUGACCAGGUGGUUUGAUCAGUUAUUCUGUUUUAGCAGCUGAAAGCUUUUCUAAGAAAGAUGGCUCACAUUUUGACUUAUUUAUUUGUUUACUUAUGUUUGUGUUUGUUUGUUUAUUUGUGUAUUAUCCCUAGCAUUCUGGGCACAUCAUAGCUUGAAGCAAACCAUUUUCCCUUUAGUUGCUUAUGUUAAACAUCCAUUACUCUACUGAAAGGAGGUAGAGUAAGAUUACCUUCUGGACCAGUGAUUGUUUAGAUGAUGUCUAAACUGGCAAAUGGGGAAGUGUGUGUUUUGGGUUUUUCUGCAUCUUCUGUUCCCUCUAGCCAAAUUCCUAAUAUUGAAAUGCUGUAUACAAGACCAUAAUACGGUAUGCUCCUGCUUUUUCCUAAAAACGGGAAGGAAAAAUUAGACAGAAUAUUAGGAAUUGGUUUUGAAUGGCAGCAGCCCUUCAGCAUACAGAGCACAGCAGACUCCCAAAGAUAUCAGAAACCCAUUUACCUGAAUACUUGGAAUUUGUUUAUAUUGAUAGAGUUGAAGCCUCCCAACAUCUCUAGAUAGCCAAAAAUUCACUAGUUCAUUAACAUCACUUCUGACUUACACUGGAAUAAAAUCAAUUUGAUUUGUAUAAAAUCUUCAUCUUUUCCUGUAAUCUGUGACACCAUACAAGUGCUUCAAAUUGUGGCUUCCUGGAAUGCUAACUGAGCCAGUGCAGAAAGCUUGCACCACCUUUCAUGGUUGCUUUUGUCCUGGGUAUCAGGUUGUGUUUGAGACAACCCUAGUUAACUCCAGUUUUGUGCACAUUGCAACACUGUUCCACAUAGCAAUGGAUACCAACUGCUUCCUGUUGUUGCUGUGGAGAUGUCCCAAGGAAAAGCGCAGGUAGUAUAUUUUGCAAAGAACAUGGCAGAGUAGGAUGAUUUAACUGCAUGCCUCUGCAAUACUUGAUUUGUGCUUCCCUGACUUAGCUGUCCAUUUCAUUUUGAAUAACAUUGCUGACCUUGUGAGUUUUGCCGACCAGUGGAAGCGCAGACUUGUUUGUUCUUUAAAAUGCCCCCAUUUGCACUGAUUGCAGUAGCAGUUACUGCUAUAAGAUAGAGUGACAGACAAGUGGGUGAGAAUCUUGAGUUUCUCCAGGAUGCAAAUUUAGUUCACAUGCUUUUUUAGGUAGUGGGAAAGGUGUUGUGGAGCCCUUUCCAGCAGGAGCUCAAAAAACAUGCUGUAUUAAUGACGCUUGCUGAGAUGCUAAGUGUAUGGUGUACCUGACAGGCAAGGCCCAACUUUGGAGUCCUUAGUUUGAUUUUCCAAAUGCUUUCUAGCUGACCAGUAAUGUUGCGUGUGCAUGUGCACGCCCCCUCUCUACCUAAUGCACUGACUUUUUUCCUAGAACUGGUAUUUAAACUACAGUGAUGUAAAGAAAUGAUUAUUUUUUAAAAAGUAUGUAUUUUGGAGAAGUUCUAUCAAUAUAUUUCUGCUGUGAAUUGGUUCUUUUGAAUGCAAGGCUGUUGUUUGAUUUGCUUAAGACUUUUGAAGUAAAGGUAACCUACAUCAAAACUCUGACUCGUUGUGACUGCAUAUUUGGGUGGGCAGCUGUUCAUUUGUGGUAAAAUGCCCUUCACAGGCUUUCAAAUGAAAGCAUCAUUUUGCAGUUAAAGCCCAGGAUGCUUGCAUGUGUGUGAGAGAGAAAGAUCCUCUUUCUGGGUCUUCCGCUGAUUUUUACUGUGAUUUAAGCUGAGUGAGUUAAUUCCAUCAGACCUUAUCUAAAGAAACUGCUUCAUGUUUAGAUAUUCUUGCAGAAGCCAGCUGUAGUAACUAUAUAUAUGUCUUCACAAUUCAAGGGGAACACAAUAAAACA
Molecule: messenger RNA, 3469 nt
Organism: Rhineura floridana
Lineage: Eukaryota; Metazoa; Chordata; Lepidosauria; Squamata; Rhineuridae
Gene: WBP2
Product: WW domain binding protein 2
Exons: 8
Coding region: 114-902 (262 amino acids)
Biological process (GO): positive regulation of DNA-templated transcription
Cellular component (GO): nucleus
Molecular function (GO): chromatin DNA binding; transcription coactivator activity
Source: RefSeq, a predicted model, not a curated record